AUGUUUCUGUGGCAUUCCCUGCAAUUCUCACGAUGGGGGCACCUAGAUUUGCUUUCGCGAAGUGCCCCUAGCACCUACCAACGGUUUCUGCAAUCUAGCAUUGAACGAGCCUCUGCACAAGGAUAUGAUGGUGCCCGCUGGGGGAAAAUGACAGAUGAUACGGGCCGCAGUGCCCCUGGCGAAAUCAAUGCUCUUCUUAUCUGGCAGCAACCGCAUGUGAUGCAUUUUGCAGAAUAUUUCUACCGGGAGUCUCCUCAUAAGAAGACACUCGAAGAUUGGGAUGAAGUCAUUAGCGCCUCUGCGAACUUUAUGGCAUCGUACGCUUGGUGGAAUGAGACGACGAAGGUAUACGAUUUGGGACCUCCCAUGUACCCUGUCAGCGAGAAUACCAACCCCAAUGCGACGCUCAAUCCGACAUUCGAGCUAGCUUACUGGCGGUUUGGUCUGGAGAUCGCAUGUAAGUGGAAAGAGCGUCAAGGUCUCGUAGCUCCGCAAAAAUGGUCUACAGUGAGGGAUAAUCUUGCCCCGCUCCCUAUUAUCGAUGAUGCAUAUGCCGUCUACGAAGGAAUCCCUGAUAUGUGGAAAAAUGGAAGUACAACAUUGCAGGAUCACCCCGCCAUGGCCGGUAUCUAUGGUCUUCUUCCGCCUCCCUCGGACACCGCAUUGUUUAACUUGACUAUUAUGAAACGUACAGCUGAGCUCAUCAAGGAUAAUUGGGAUCUAGAUGACUCUUAUGGUUGGGACUUUAGUAUGCUGGCGAUGAACAGUCUACGUUUGGGUGACGUGGAGCAAGCCAUAGCUUACCUCUUGGAUCCUUUGUUUGCAUUUGACGAUGCAGGGUAUCCCGAGGGAGGAAGUCGAGUUCCAACGCCAUAUAUGCCCAAUACUGGGGGGCUUGUUACUCGCUGCUGCCAUGAUGGCUGGUGGCUGGGAUGGAGACGAGGGUCCACAUUUCCCUUCCGGCUGGGAAGUAAAAGUUGA
Penicillium manginii is the source of this 981-nucleotide messenger RNA. RefSeq lists its product as uncharacterized. The transcript has a single exon. NCBI's taxonomy places the organism in Eukaryota, Fungi, Ascomycota, Eurotiomycetes, Eurotiales, Aspergillaceae. Gene Ontology annotation, biological process: carbohydrate metabolic process. The coding region runs from base 1 to 981 and encodes 326 amino acids. The record is from RefSeq and is a predicted model, not a curated record.